Molecule: messenger RNA, 1724 nt
Organism: Carassius auratus (goldfish)
Lineage: Eukaryota; Metazoa; Chordata; Actinopteri; Cypriniformes; Cyprinidae
Product: tripartite motif-containing protein 29-like
Exons: 7
Coding region: 223-1455 (410 amino acids)
Molecular function (GO): zinc ion binding
Source: RefSeq, a predicted model, not a curated record
UCACAUAUAUGCAGGCACAAAAAUCCGUUCCAUUUCUUUCUCUCAUAUGCGUCUUAUUAUAUUCAGUAAUGAGGUUGACCGUGUUACCGGAAAUAAAACCAGCGCCUGUGGAAUUCCAGCCAAGUUUCAUGUUUGCAUAGGAGCCACUCCCACUCCGAUUUCAAUGUUUCAAAUCACCUGAUAUUCUACAGUGAAUGUUCCACUUGAUUUGAAAGCAUCAAAAUGGCAGAACUUGUCUCUGACACUCAAAAUCCUUUAAAUUGCCCAAUCUGUCUAAAUCUGCUUAAGAACCCGGUGACUACAACUUGUGGGCACAGUUUCUGCAUGGACUGUAUAAAUGGGUGCUGGGAUCGAGAUGCUUCUUUGAGACAAGCUUACAGCUGCCCUACAUGCAGGGCAACAUUCGACCAAAGACCAGCUCUCAGCAAAAGCACUAUCCUGGCUGAAAUUGUAGAGGGAAUGAAACGGGGAGUUCCAGCUGGGCCUGGAGAUGUGAAGUGUGAUGUUUGUAAAGGAAGAAAACUCAAAGCCAUUAAGUCUUGUCUGUUUUGUAUGGCUUCAUACUGUCAAACUCACAUUCGGCCUCAUUACGAUUCUGAAGCUUUUAAAAAGCACAAGCUGGUAAAUGCUUCCUCAAAUCUACAGCAGCAGAUCUGCCCUCAACAUCAUAAAGCGCUGGAGAUUUACUGCUAUAAUGACCGGAAGUGUGUUUGUGUAGUUUGUAUGGGGGAUCAGCACAGUGGACAUCAAACUGUCUCAGCUGCAGCUGAAAUGGCAAAAAAACAGGAGGAACUAAAUAUAAAAAAGAGAUAUUUCACUCAGAAAAUCACUGACAUAGGCAAGAAGGUCCAGGAAUUUGGGAAGGCUGUGAAUUCUUAUAAGAGCUCUGCACAGGCAGCAGUGCAGCACAGUGACAGGAUCUUCAAUGAGCUCAUCCGCUCUAUUCAGAAAAGACGUGGUGAGGUGAGAGAACUGAUCAGAGCUCAGGAGAAGAAGGAGAUAGGACAGAUCAAUGAACACAUACAGAAACUGGAGCAGGAGAUCAGUAAUAUGAAACACGAGAAUGAUAAACUGGAGCCAAUUUUACAUACAGAGGAUCACAUUCAUUUCUUCCAGAAUUACUCUUCUCAGCCUGGACUGUAUCUGUGCACAACUUCAGCCCGAGAUGUCAAUGACCUCCUGACAUUUAAGAAUGUAGAGGAAUCUGUCUCAGAGCUGAAAAAACAACUGGUCAAACUCUGUGAAGAGCACAUGGGCAAAAUAUCAAAGAAAGUUGCUGAUGUCCAAAUUUUCAAAACUUCCAGGCUCCUAGACAUGGAACCAGCUGUACCAGCUUUAUCUUCAUCUUCAUCUUCAUCAGACAUUAAACGUAAGUAUAAGAUAAAUAUUAAAGGGAUUGUGGACUUAAGGACAGUGUUUUUGUUAUUACUUACUCUCAUGAUGUUCUGUGCAUGAAAGCUAUUUUGAAAAAUGUCUUUGUGGUUUUGUCUAUGUAAUGAAAGUUUAGUUCCCAAGAAUAAAUACAGUUUUGGAAUGAAAAUUAAAUAUUAAAAUAAUUUUCAUUACAGAACCUUUUUUGAUUGAAUCCAACAGUACAGUUAAAUAUUUGACCAGAUUUAAUUUAACAACUGCUGAACAAGGAACUUACAUUAAAUAUCAUUUUAGUAUGUUUGGUGCUUUCUGUACCCUUUGAAUAAUCUAGGUUUCUUUUUUUCUUUCUUUCC